Bemisia tabaci is the source of this 1439-nucleotide messenger RNA. RefSeq lists its product as uncharacterized. Lineage: Eukaryota; Metazoa; Arthropoda; Insecta; Hemiptera; Aleyrodidae. The record is from RefSeq and is a predicted model, not a curated record.
UGGGUGUUAAUUUGGUGGCGAGAGUAGGGUGUCAUUAAGAUAGUCUCAAUCGACCUAUAUAACUCGCUAAAGCUGGUUAUCGCAUGCUAGUCAAAUUGUGACCGGGUUAUCAUGGCCGGACCAGUGCGAUUUUGGUUGCAGCGAUGGCUGAUCUGUGGGCUUCUAGCCGGUGUCUCCCUUGCCCAAAAUCCCUCGCCACGGCAGCAUAUCACCACCAACUUACGCCGGCAGCCUUUCCAACUUGCUCCCCUCGGCAGACCUCACACAGACGUUAACCAACAAAUCAACGCCCAAUUCUCCCCUGCCAUUCCCCUCACCUACGAGAACCUCCGGCCACAGGAGUACCAGGCUCAGAUUUUCGGCUCGAACCUCCAACCCCCGAAUGUCGAAUAUUACCAACUCUCGCCAAGUUCGAGCCUCCCGGAGAGUUACCCUGCCAGCGCGCCUUCAAACCUCGCCGGAUACCAAUCGCAAAGCACCCGCAAAGAGGACUGUGAGCACUCUCACGAGUCUCAUCACCCACACGAGACUCAUAAACAAGAGCCUUACAAUCACCCUCAUGAGGCUCACCAUACCCAGCGCCCAAACCCGCAGUUCUCUCCAGCCAUCCAUACACCAAUGCAAAGCGUUCCCGAGAGUGCAGCUCCUGGUGCUCUGGUUUCGGGCGGCUACCAACAGGCCGCGCCACCAGCGAUGAACCCCGGUGCCCAAUUCGAACCAGCUAUUUUAAUCUACUCCGUGGACAGACAGCCACCAUACGUCAAAGACCAGGCACCUUCUAUGACUCACCGCGAGAGUGCGCAACUCUCCCCUGCUCCAUCGGUUCCCGCGAGAGAUGAAUCUGUUUCUGUUGCCGUUGAACAGAACCCAGGAAGUAGCUCUUUCAGAUAUGCUUAUUCAUAUCCUAUCGGUGUAAGCAGAUCUCCGGCAUCCCCUGAUAUAAUGGCUGACUGGUCCUCAGGCUCAGAGCCUAACUGGGCUCCUAAUACCGUGUCUGCCUGGUCGACAGCCUGGCAGCGAGACGGCAAAUCAGCGGCUCUUUGGCCACCAAACGAAUGGCUACAGAACACACGUGCCAACGAAUGGCCAAAACCAUCUGGUGCCCAAGGUGUAGCUCAUUCUUUGACAUCACCUUCUGGUGCCCAAGGUGUAGCCCAUUCACUAACACCACCCUCUGGUGCCCAAGGUGUAGCCCAUUCUUUGACAUCACCCUCUGGCGCUCACGGUGUAGCCCAUGCUCAGACAUCACCAUUGGCCUUGAACUCUGCGCGACCAGCACCAAAUCGCAAGUAAAGCGGACACCUUAAUACUCACGUUUGAGACUCUGAUCAAUAAACAAUGAGUCUUGAUCAUAAGGUCAAAGAUGGAAGAUUGUGAAACUGGACCGUUAAAAGCAGAAUAAAUGUGAUCGAAAUAAACAAUGGCAAAUUUUUUCAGAA